AUGAACCUGCUCCAAGCAGUCUUGACCGAGUCGGAGGUUUAUGAUGCCCAAUUAAACACGACCUCAUCCGUCAACCUGCGCCGGGCAUGGAGGAUCCAUGUGGCCGAACGCUUAUCGGCGAGUCUCAACCUCCGACGCGGAGUUAGCGGAAGCUUCCUCUUCUCCCGUCUGGCCCUGUUUUCCUUGACGCAACUGGCUAGGCUUGGUGGCUUGCUUUCCGGCUCUGGGCCAUGUCGAGCAUCAAUUGUUCGGCACGUCUACUCCAAUCCAUCCGCGCGCAUGAUGGGCUCGACUACCACAGGCGUCCUUUACACUCUGAGCGUGGCCAGCUCGCCCGUGAGACCAGCUCCAAAUGAUGCGUCGGCGAAAAGUCACCAUGCCUCGUCUGGCUUCAGAAAUCCUUGGGACUCGUGGACGGAUAUCACGAUGAAAGUCCCCGCCGAAAUUCUCAUGCGGCGCAUCACAGGCAAAGCAAACGUCCCAAAUACAGCUGGUCCGACUGUCACUGUUUGCAAACCCGCCUUCCUUCCAAGUCGGGACACUCCCCGACUCCGCGCAACCUGGCUCGGACAUGCAUGCUAUUACGUCGAGUUUCCUGGCGGGCUGCGCGUGCUGUUUGACCCCGUCUUAGAAGAACAUUGUGGUCCAUACAACCUGCUCGGCCCAAAGCGAUUUACCGACGCACCUUGCAAGAUUGGUGAUAUCCCCAUCAUUGAUGCUGUCUUUAUAUCCCACAAUCAUUACGACCAUCUGUCCUACACUGGUGUCAUGGAAAUCGCUAAGCGACACCCGAAUUGCCACUUCUUUGUUCCUUUGGGAGUGAAGACGUGGUUCCAGAGCUGUGGUAUCACCCAGGUCACUGAGCUUGACUGGUGGGAUGAGCGGGAAAUCACCCUCUCUCCAACUGGAAAUGAGGAGGCCAGGGUCGGAGUCACAGAAAAUGCGGCUUCGGUUGCGGCGGGUAUCAAAGCACGCAUUGGCUUCUUGCCAUGCCAGCAUGCUACCGCCAGAACUCCCUUUGAUAGGCAACGAACACUCUGGGGAUCUUGGGCCAUUGAGUCGGGUGGCAAGCAUGUCUACUUUACAGGGGACACAGGGUACCGAUCUGUUCCAAAAUUGCCAGAAGGGGAAGAUGACCAUGAUCCGAAGUACGAUGAGCUUCCCACUUGCCCUGCUUUCAAGCAGGUUGGUGAGUUCCGCGGUCCGUUCGAUUUGGGCCUGAUCCCAAUUGGGGCAUAUGCGCCGCGCCAUAUGUUCAGCUCUGUACAUGUCGAUCCACAUGAAGCAGUACAGAUCUUCCGAGAGACAAGGUGUAAAAGGGCGCUAGGAAUGCAUUGGGGUACCUGGGUCCUCACGGAAGAGGAUGUCCUAGAACCACCAGAGAAGCUCAAGGCCGCUCUCCGCUCCAGUGGUGGUAAUGAGUAUGGUGCCCCUCACUCCCGUGAAUUGGUCGACGGUGUUUUGCUAAUCCGCCGACUAGACACCAAUGCCGGUGACCGCCAGGUCGGUCGCCGCGCGCAGCUAUCUAACAUCACUGCUGCCAAAACAGUUGCGGAUAUCAUUCGAUCAUGUCUGGGACCCAAAGCCAUGCUGAAGAUGCUGUUGGACCCAAUGGGCGGUAUUGUGCUUACAAACGACGGUCACGCAAUUCUCCGUGAGAUCGAAGUUUCACACCCUGCUGCGAAGAGCAUGAUCGAGCUCAGUCGGACCCAAGACGAGGAGGUUGGAGAUGGAACCACAACGGUCAUUAUCCUGGCCGGUGAAAUGCUUGCGCAGGCUCUCCCUCAAUUAGAACGCAACAUCCACCCAGUCGUCAUCAUCUCCGCCUUCAAGCGUGCUCUGGCCGACGCCCUUCAGAUCAUCGAAGAGGUUUCUGUGCCCGUCGAUAUUCAUGACGACAAGGCGAUGUACACUCUUAUCCAGUCUUCUAUUGGCACAAAGUUCGUGUCCCGAUGGUCGGACUUGAUGUGUGGCUUGGCUCUCCGUGCGGUGCGGACAGUCUCCUUUGACAUUGGCGGUGGUAAGCAGGAGGUGGACAUCAAGCGGUAUGCCCGCAUUGAAAAGGUCCCCGGUGGUCAAAUUGAGGACUCCGAGGUCAUCGACGGUGUCAUGGUGAACAAGGAUAUUACCCACCCCAAGAUGAGGAGGAGAAUUGAGAACCCGCGCAUCUUGCUGCUCGACUGCCCCUUGGAGUACAAGAAGGGCGAGUCCCAAACCAACAUCGAGGUCUCCAAAGAAGACGAUUGGAACCGUAUCCUUCAAAUUGAGGAGGAGCAAGUCAAGCAGAUGUGUGAGGCCAUCGUGGCCUUCAAGCCUGAUGUGGUGAUUACCGAGAAGGGUGUCUCUGACCUAGCACAGCAUUACUUUGUCAAGGCCAACAUUACCGCCAUCCGCCGCGUGCGAAAGACUGACAACAACCGUAUCGCCCGUGCUACCGGCGCCACCAUCGUUAACCGGGUUGACGACAUCCAGGAGUCGGAUAUCGGUACUCAGUGCGGACUCUUUGAGAUUGAGAAGAUCGGUGACGAGUAUUUCACAUUCAUGCGCAAGUGCAAGUCUCCAAAGGCCUGCACCAUCCUGCUCCGUGGCCCGUCCAAGGACAUUAUCAACGAGAUUGAGCGUAACCUUCAGGACGCCAUGGCGGUCGCUCGGAACGUCAUUUUCCACCCCCGCUUGUCCCCCGGCGGUGGUGCUAUCGAGAUGGCUGUCUCUGUGAAGCUUGGGCAACUGGCACGCUCCAUUGAGGGUGUUCAGCAAUGGCCGUACAAGGCUAUUGCGGAUGCCAUGGAAGUUAUCCCGCGGACGUUGGCCCAGAAUGCCGGUGCAAGCCCCAUUCGUGUGCUUACUCGUCUCCGUGCUAAGCACGUUGAGGGCCACAACACCUGGGGUCUCGAUGGUGAGUCCGGCAACCUGGUGGAUAUGAAGGAAUACGGCGUUUGGGAACCGGAAGCUGUCAAGCUUCAGAGCAUCAAGACCGCCAUUGAGUCUGCCUGCCUACUUCUCCGUGUCGAUGACAUCUGCAGUGGUAAGUCGGCGCAACAGGCUGGCGGUGUCGGUGGCGGCGAGGAGUAA
Penicillium oxalicum is the source of this 3072-nucleotide messenger RNA. Its product is annotated as T-complex protein 1 subunit gamma. Gene Ontology annotation, molecular function: ATP-dependent protein folding chaperone; ATP hydrolysis activity; ATP binding. The transcript has 11 exons. Gene Ontology annotation, cellular component: chaperonin-containing T-complex. NCBI's taxonomy places the organism in Eukaryota, Fungi, Ascomycota, Eurotiomycetes, Eurotiales, Aspergillaceae. Gene Ontology annotation, biological process: protein folding. The record is from RefSeq and is a predicted model, not a curated record. The coding region runs from base 1 to 3072 and encodes 1023 amino acids.